Porites lobata is the source of this 3700-nucleotide messenger RNA. The record is from the annotation of a GenBank genome assembly. NCBI's taxonomy places the organism in Eukaryota, Metazoa, Cnidaria, Anthozoa, Scleractinia, Poritidae.
AUGCCGAAAUCAUUUCUAGUUCGAAUGCGUAGAGGACGUACCACUGAGGCAGCAACCCACCGGGAGAUUCAUAGUAAGAAAACGAUUUUUUUUUCCUCAUGUUAACCUUGGUGCUCAAUGGUUUGGAGUUAAGAUACGAUAAUUUUCCUGCAUUUUACUAAGUACCAAAAACAACUUUAUACAUCAUCUAUAAGUACGCUUUGAAUUAAAAUUAACGUAUUUUUCUUGUUUUGGGGCGUACGUAGUUAAAGGAGUAUUAAUUCGCAGGAUUGAGGAGCAUAGUCUGAUUGUAGUCAUUAAUUGCGAAAUUUUCUUUUGAAAAGACAACGAUCGAAGAAAAAAGGAAUAUUUUGUGAUAAUGGUUUGUGAUUUAUGUCGCACGAUACAGCAAGCUAUGUCUGGCCUUGUGGAAUUUUUAUAAUUUAAGUAUAUGAGAAAGAAAAAAACUGUAACAUACUAGGUCUCGUAAGCCGAAAGUUACGCAAAAAAACAAAAAAAGGUUAUCAAAAUUGCAAUGGGUGGAAAAAACGUCCUCAAAGCACUGCAAAAAAUAUUUAUAAUUAUUUCUAUUUUUUUCUGGUCUGUGUUAAUAAUUUAUUGCUUCUCUCGAAAAGUUUUUAUUUCUUUGAAAUUGUCUUUUGUUUGGUUUACACCCGACCGAGGGAACUGGAAAAAUUUGAUUUCCUGAGAAUUAUGAUUUCCUAAAAAAAUCACAGUUUUUAACGUACACUCUAAAGAUCGUUUGUCUUUAUCCGGAUAUGAGAUUUUGUUCAAUCAAAUGAAUCAAUCCAAGCUUAAGCUAACAAAACAGCAAACAAAGGUGAAAAGUCCUCUUAUUUGUACGACAAUGGCUAACUUCAUAAAGAAAAUUCUGAUUUAGUAUUUGCUCUUACACCGUUGAAAAAGUUCCGGUAUUAUUGAAGAUUUUAAUCGGCAGGAGGGCAAUAUAAGCCGAUAUUUACCUGUCAGGUUGACACGAGCUUAAAUUGUACACUUUUUGCUCUGCCGACCGUGUGAAAACAAUUUUUUUUCGCAUUCUGCUUGGACGAAACUGAUUUAAAACGGAUUGAGAGACUACAAAUCGUUGAAUAUACUUUUCGAGAAGUUAAUCUGCCUAAUAAGCUAAGUCCACUGAGUAAAUAGCAUGUGAUUGAAAAGGAAACAAAAGAUUUCGUCACCUGUUUCAUUCAAGCAGCAACCUAGAAUUAAUUCAAAAAUUUCAAUGCUUAUUCCCUUUGAAAUGUUAAGCUCCACGCUUCGGGACAAAGUAUUAGUGAAUUAAACACAUUUUCACUUGAACUGAGAAUCAGAAUGCUACUUAAGGUGUUGUCCUUGUGGACAGCUGACUCCAGCUUGACCCGUGUAAUGCGAUCCUUUGAUCAAUAAAAAUAAAACACAACUGAAUCGAGAGCAAGGCGCGUCAACAUUAACAACCACAAUUAUUGAAUUCAUAAAAAAAAGUCCGACUUUGUACAAGAGGUUUUUUUGAAACAUCACGUAGGAAAGAGAAUAUAUUUUCAUAGCAAAAAAGAGUUAGCAGAUUCUCCAACUAGAAAGCAUUUUUUUUAAACGGUGAUAAAGCUUCAUUUAAUGGCGUUUGAUUGCAAACAGAGAGGCCUUGUGUAAUUUAUAGAAUUUUUACCGGUAUAAAUCUCGGAUCCAGCCUUUUGCUUAAGGCUGGCCAGAUUUGAUCUUUCAGAAAAAGUUUGAAUAUUGAACCUUUCAAACAUUCACUGGAAUUAAGACCAAGCCCUGCCGUGCCUGUCUAGACUUAAGAAUUUUUCCAUGAAAAGUAACAUCUUCUAAGAUCUUCUAAUUUCGUAUUUUCUGAACUCACAACUCUAGUCCUUUAUCUGACGAACGACAGUGAGGACAUUUUGAAAACGAUCAGCGUUUUAACUUAUUUAAAAAGAAUAAAGAGUGAAAAUGAACAUAAAAAGCUAUUAGCAUGAUAACUAAAACUGUUUGGCCCGUGUGAAAAGUAGUUGCCGUUAAGCGAAACUAUCUAAGCAACAACAGUUACAUAUCUUUUUCAGGCUGUUUAUAUGAUAAAUUGUAAGUUGUUGUGACAUCAUCUGUCCUACUUGUGAAAAUCACAGUGAUAAAAACGUUUUGAACUGGACUUUCUUUACGAACAAUAUUCUAUUGACACCAAAUACGUGAAUGUCUUUGAGAGAGAACUGGAACGUCUGAAGUAGCUCGUAAAUACCCUGCAGUACCAGGCCCUGGUCAGAAAACUUAAUCUACCUCAAAAAUAAUGAUGCAGUAACAGGACAAACUUUAGCAUAACUAUUCUACUCCUGUGAAAAUGAAAUGAUCAGCAUGUCACGAGCAUGGGACAAAGAAAAAAUCUGAGUCCGCGACAGGAUUCGAAACUAUCACAUCCCAAACACUGGGCGGGCGCUCCAUCCACUUGAGCUGAUUCCCUCGCACAAAGCAAUGAUAUAAAGUGACUGGUACAACCCCAAGUACAUGCUUUAAUAAUGCCAUGUUCGCCGGUUAGUGGUUAGGAUACGCUUGCUUGGAGAUAAAUUUUGAAAAACUACGAAAGUACUUGAGCUGCAAUACUAACAGACUUAGUUCAGUUAUUGAGCCUAUAAUUGAGUAUAGAGAAGCCGUUGUUAACAUUUAGUGCCUUCAUUAUUCCCAUUUUACAUUCACAUUUUUUUUUCCUUACAGCAGCUUUGCAGUUCUAAAGAUGGUACGAAACGGAAGCAUAAGCAGUGUGUCUACAAACAAUCUUAACUCUUAGUGCAAAUAUUACUAGAAAUGUUUCCUCGUUCGUUGACAUACAACACAGAUUAUCCACGCGAUGAAAAAAAAAACAAUCAUACCUGCAACAUUAGUUUUCACAUAAAGCUGAUCUUAAUUUCUUUUUUUAGAUACAAAGCUUCAAGAAAGCAAAGACUUUCCCUUCAGUUUAGCAACAGGAAAAGGUUUCUUGGCAGAGCACAAUGAUUCAAAACUGUUGGACUUUUCCCGUGUCAAUGGCAGGGAGCUUUCUGGACCUAAGCUGUCCAUAGAUGUCAGGAAAAUCACGUUCAAUCCAGAAGGUGCAAAAAUUGAUGAAGCUGGAAAUUUGCAAAGUGCAAUUAGUCAGCGGUCCUCCAACAGCCAGGAGACGUUUGCAUGCAACACGUGUCAGAAACUGUUUUGCACACCGCAUGGUCUGGAGGUACACGUACGACGUACACACGCCGGAAGCCGUCCGUACGGAUGUGUAACGUGCGGCAAAACCUUCAGUCAUUACGUCAGCCUUGCGCAGCACCGAAAAACCCACUCUUCUGUAAAGAUAUUCGAAUGUCAAACUUGCGGAAAGCAUUUUAAACGUUCGUCAACUCUAUCCACGCACAUGUUGAUUCAUGCUGACAUCAGACCCUUCUCGUGUGAAUACUGUGCGAAAAGAUUUCAUCAGAAGUCAGACAUGAAGAAGCACAUGCUUGUUCACACUGGCGAAAAACCGCACAAAUGUCGACAUUGUGGCAAGUGCUUCAGUCAGUCUUCAAACCUUAUUACACACAGCCGCAAACAUCUUGGAUUUAAGCCGUUUGCUUGUCAGAAGUGCGGAAGGGCGUUUUAUCGCAAAGUGGACUUAAGAAGGCACAGUCAUGUCCAUCGGGGUGCUUUUUAUAGCAACAAUGACUUUGCAAACUUAUGUUUUGACCAGAAGCUCUUUUUUCCUGUGCAGCCAAAUCAAUGA